AUGAUCUCCGAUCUUCCGGACGAUUUGGAAUCUGAAAUACUCUCUAGGGUUCCAACCAAGUCUCUAGCAAAAUUGCAAACGAUGGGAAACACUAGACUUGUGGUUUGGGACUCCAGUACCGGUGAAACCCGGUGGAUCAAACCGAGAACUCGUUUUCGGAAUGAUGAUUACUAUGGUUUAGGAUACGUAAACAGCAAGUCUUCUGGCCAUAGCUUCAAAAUCUUGAGGUCUUGCUAUUAUAGAAACGACCAGAAACAAUGGGUUGCUGAGUUUGAGAUCUAUGAGUUUGGCUCUGAUACUUGGAGGGUUCUUGAUUACUUCACUCAUGACUAUGGUGUAUUUUCAAGUGGCGGGCCCUUGAAAAGAAACACUUACUGGGUUGCUGGAGAUAAAGAAAUGGGCAUGUUCAUGUUGUAUUUUGAUUUCACAAGGGAGAGAUUUGGGCAUUUUCCUCUUCCGUUUAAGAGUUUUAAUCGUGAAGAUACUGCUUCUCUAUCAGUUGUUAGGGAAGAAAAACUCUCAGUGUUACAUCAAAAGAUUCUUGAAUUUUCAAAUGAGAUGAAGAUAUGGUUGACCAAUAAGAUUGAUGAAACCAUAGAAUUGUCGUGGAGCAACUUCGUCUUAACAGUGGAUUAUGAUAAGUUUAAUUUACCGAGCGUGGUGAAUGUGGCAAGUUUCUUGUUGGAUGAGGAGAAUAAAGUGGCAGUGUGUUCUGAUAUUGACGUGGAUGAUGAAAAUAGGACCAGAGUCUACCCACUUUCACAUCUCAGAUUCUUGGAUUUUGUAGGAAGAUUAAUGGAUUAGAAAAAACAAAGAGUUAAAACAUUUUGUUGAUCUUUGAGCAGUCGCUCACGUCACCAAUUCUUAUGAAAAUUUAAAUAGUUUGCAAUAAGUAAGAUACUUUAAA
Messenger RNA from Arabidopsis thaliana (thale cress), 907 nucleotides. RefSeq names its product F-box associated ubiquitination effector family protein. The record is from RefSeq and is marked reviewed. Bases 1 to 804 code for a protein of 267 amino acids. The transcript has 3 exons. NCBI's taxonomy places the organism in Eukaryota, Viridiplantae, Streptophyta, Magnoliopsida, Brassicales, Brassicaceae.